This is a messenger RNA of Engraulis encrasicolus (European anchovy), 3538 nucleotides long. It is a transcript of the gene slc9a8, whose product is annotated as solute carrier family 9 member 8. The transcript has 16 exons. Gene Ontology annotation, cellular component: membrane. The record is from RefSeq and is a predicted model, not a curated record. The coding region runs from base 97 to 2067 and encodes 656 amino acids. Lineage: Eukaryota; Metazoa; Chordata; Actinopteri; Clupeiformes; Engraulidae. Gene Ontology annotation, molecular function: sodium:proton antiporter activity; potassium:proton antiporter activity. Gene Ontology annotation, biological process: proton transmembrane transport; sodium ion transport; potassium ion transmembrane transport.
CGGUACAACAACAUGACAGAGCCCACUGUAACAGCUCAUACUGUGAAAUGGAUUUGAAUCGGGGAAACUAAAUCUUUACGGGUUUUAUUUUUAAGGAUGAGAGCCUUAUAUUGUUACGUCGUGGUAUGCUUUGCGUUGUGCGUCGUAAAUCCUCUCUCCGGAGAAGAAGUCAAGGCAGAGGAGCCGUCGUUGGCAGUGCAUACGAGGGAUGAGGCUGGAGGACCUAGCCAAGUGGCCCAGGUCGGGGCAGAUGACAGUCAGCAUGCCCCCAAAAAUACAGACAAGGAGGGCACGCCGCUCAAUCUGCAGUCUGACACCUUGCAUGGCGAGGAGAUUAGUAGGCUGAAUGACACUGAGAAUCCCAGCAAUGACACGGCUCACGCAACCACCACCACCCAUGCAGCAAAGGCUGCCACACCGGCACCGCCAACACCAAAACCCAUCUUGCCCGAACACACUGGGGUGAAGGCCCAGGAGGAGGAACAGUCAAGUGGGAUGUCAAUCUUUUUCAGCCUGCUUGUCAUUGGAAUCUGCAUCAUAUUGGUGCACCUACUUAUAAAGUUCAAGCUGCACUUCCUGCCGGAGAGUGUGGCUGUUGUCUCACUGGGCAUCCUAAUGGGCGCUUUCAUAAAGAUCAUCGAGUUUCAGGAGUUAGCCAACUGGAAGGAAGAGGAGAUGUUUCGCCCCAACAUGUUCUUCCUUUUGUUGCUGCCUCCCAUCAUCUUUGAGUCCGGAUACUCGCUACACAAGGGAAACUUCUUCCAGAAUAUCGGCUCCAUUACGCUCUUCGCCGUGAUCGGGACGGCCAUCUCCGCCUUCAUCGUGGGAGGAGGGAUCUACUUCCUUGGCCAGGCGGAUGUAAUCUACAAGAUGACCAUGACAGACAGUUUUGCGUUUGGCUCUCUGAUCUCAGCUGUGGACCCGGUGGCCACCAUCGCCAUCUUCAACGCCCUCAACGUGGACCCCGUGCUCAACAUGCUGGUGUUCGGGGAGAGCAUCCUCAACGAUGCUGUCUCCAUCGUGCUGACCAACACUGCCGAGGGCUUCACUGGCCCGGACUCCUCCACGGUGACGGGCUGGGAGACCUUCGUCCAGGCGCUCGGAUACUUCCUCAAGAUGUUCUUCGGCUCGGCCGCACUUGGCACGCUCACCGGACUCAUCUCCGCCAUUUCCCUGAAGCAUUUUGACCUGAGGAAGACUCCUUCUCUGGAGUUUGGUAUGAUGAUCAUCUUUGCCUACCUGCCCUACGGUCUGGCUGAGGGCAUCAAACUCUCUGGUAUCAUGGCCAUCUUGUUCUCUGGUAUUGUGAUGUCCCACUACACUCAUCACAACCUGUCGCCCAUCACUCAGAUCCUCAUGCAGCAGACCCUGCGCACCGUGGCCUUCAUGUGUGAGACGUGCGUGUUUGCCUUCCUGGGCCUGUCCAUCUUCAGCUUCCCACACAAGUUUGAGCUCUCCUUCGUCGUCUGGUGCAUCGUGUUGGUGCUUUUGGGACGAGCAGUGAAUAUCUUUCCCCUCUCCUUCCUGCUGAACUUCUUCAGAGACCACAAGAUCACGCCCAAGAUGAUGUUCAUCAUGUGGUUCAGUGGCCUGCGCGGGGCUAUCCCCUACGCCCUGAGCCUCCACCUGGGCCUGGAGCCCAUCGAGAAGAGGCAGCUGAUCGGCACCACCACCAUCGUCAUCGUGCUCUUCACCAUCCUGCUGAUGGGCGGCGGCACCAUGCCCCUCAUCCGCAUCAUGGACAUCGAGGAGAGCCAGUCGCGACGCAGGAAUAAGAAGGACAUCAACCUCAGCAAGACUGAGAAGAUGGGCAAUACCAUCGAGUCGGAGCACCUGUCUGAGCUGACUGAGGAGGAGUACGAGGCCCAUAUCGUGCAGAGGCAGGACCUGAAGGGCUUCAUGUGGCUGGACGCCAAGUACCUCAACCCCUUCUUCACCCGCAGACUCACACAAGAGGACCUGCUGCAUGGGCGUAUCCAGAUGAAGAGCCUGACCAACAAGUGGUACGAGGAGGUACGGCAGGGCCCCUCGGGCUCCGAGGACGACGACGAGGCCGAGCUGCUGUGAGCCAGCGGCCAGGGAGCCAUGCAGAGGUCAAAGGUCAUUCUGAUCUACGUCAGGCAGUCUGUGAGGGAGGAGGGGGUUGGCUCAUGGCCCACGCACAUGCACAUACAAGUGAGCAUGAUUACAGUCGAUCAUCUGGGAACUUCGCUACUAUCGCUUCGCAAACGCAAACACAUUGUUUUGACGGGAAAAACCAACUGGCCAAACAUUGACAAGGCACAUUUGUUCACUAAAUCCAUUACUGCAACCCAGUCAAUGCAUAAACAUAUCAGCGCAUCCUUAAUUAAUUAAAGAAUGAAUUAAAGAAUUAAUUAAUGUUACUCUGCUACUCAGUGAAGUGAUCCCACCCACCCCCAAACAACUUGACUCGUCACAUCAUGCUGACUGCAAAAAUCUGGUCAACGCUCACUCAGAUCUACGGUGUUGUGUCGAUAUGAGCUACGUGUUGAACCCUAGUGGUUUGGGUUUUGGUUUGGGCUGUUUAAUGUUUAACGGCCUAUUGGCAACUCAUCGCGAUGAAGCAGCCCAUCUCCACAGAACCACUGCACCUUGUAAGAGAGGAGGGGAUUUGUCUUCACCAGCCCACCAGCCACGCACACCAUAUUACAACACCAUAUUACAACACACACACAAGUGACCAUGAGGUGACUCAUCCCACCCGUCAGUCCUCCCUCUCUGAGCACUUGUCCCUCACAACAUCCCUCACAACAUCCCCCUCCCCAUACCCCUCCCUCUCUGAGCACUUAUCCCUCAGAACAUCCCCCUCCCCAUACCCCUCCUCUCCUCAAAGCCCUCCGCCUCCCCAUACCCCUCCUCUCCUCACAACCUCCCCCUCCCCACACCUCUCCUCUCCUCAAGGCCCUCCACUCCCCAUACCCCUCCUCUCCUCAAAGCCCUCCGCCUCCCCAUACCCCUCCAAACCACUUGAGCCAAAAUGGAAAAGGACCACUGGAGGACAUUAGGCGACACGACACGACUGUUACAGCGGGGAGAACGGUAAACGGUGUCCUCCUUGCAAUAGAUAAGGGAAAAUUGUAAGUGACUGAUGUGUUAAGUGGAACUUAAAAUCAAAGGAGAAAAAAGGAAAUUGUGGUUUAUUGAAGGGAUACAUGUGCACUUUGCUGAGUGUCUUACGUCUCGAAAACUUUCAUGUUUAUAUAAUGGAUUUACGACGGAAGGGGAAGGCACAGGUGAAUUUUUCAGAACUAGGCUUUCAAAGUAAAUGUGAAAUGUUUGCCACUUUUUUGUAUUUAUUUUAUUGAGCAAGGGAAAAGGUUAAUAUAUUCUUACACUUUCAUGUAGGUGAGUGAGUUUUCAUUUGUCUACAUUAAAAGGACACUAUGAAUGAAUAAUAAUGACUGUAGCGAAUCGGGAACGAAAAAAUGUCAGUUCUUUUAUGAAUGUUUGUACUCUGUGUGGCGGAAAUGCUUUUAUAAUGUGCAAUCAAUAGUUAUAAUAAAACUCACAUCCUCUA